GGAACAAAAGGCUAUCAAACGGCAGCGGCGGUGCCCCGUUGUGCUGAUAUGCAAAUCCGCCUCAUUUGGAUAUCAAAGGCUCGCCUCACUCUGCACAUUUUGCUAAUCGAUAAAUACUUUGACGGGGGCCUCGGCAAGGACUGAGCAUCGCCGAGCAUCGCCAUGGGGAAGAUCACCUUCUACGAGGAGAAGAAAUUCCAGGGCCGCUGCUACAACUGCAGCAGCGACUGCGCCGACCUGCACUCCUACUUCACCCGCUGCAGCUCCAUCCGGGUGGAAAGCGGCGUGUGGGUGAUCUACGAGAGGCCCAACUACAAAGGCUUCCAGUACGUCCUCUGCCCGGGCGAGUACGCCGACAACCAGCAGUGGAUGGCCUUCAGCGACAGCGUCAAAUCCUGCCGCGCCAUCAAGAACGUUUACGGCAACGCGUGGAAGCUGAGGCUGUACGAAAGGCCCAACUUCGGCGGGCAGAUGGUGGAAUGCACCGACGACUGCCCCUCGCUGUACGACGCCUACAAGGUGCGCGAAGCCUACUCCUGCGUGGUGAGCGACGGCGCUUGGGUCUUCUACGACCUGCCUAACUACAGGGGGCAUCAGUACCUCCUGGAGCAGGGCGAGUAUCGGCAGCACGCCGACUGGGCCGCCUCCUCUCCCGGCAUCGGCUCCUUCCGCAGGAUCACCGAGUUUUAGUCUUCUCUCCCAAUGCAUCAAUAAAUGAUCAACUGAGUCAAAA
This is a messenger RNA of Hippocampus zosterae (dwarf seahorse), 733 nucleotides long. RefSeq names its product gamma-crystallin M2-like. Lineage: Eukaryota; Metazoa; Chordata; Actinopteri; Syngnathiformes; Syngnathidae. Gene Ontology annotation, molecular function: structural constituent of eye lens. The transcript is spliced from 3 exons. The record is from RefSeq and is a predicted model, not a curated record. The coding region runs from base 163 to 690 and encodes 175 amino acids. Gene Ontology annotation, biological process: lens development in camera-type eye; visual perception.